AUGUCUUCAGAAGGAGCAACUCCAGUGCUGGGACUGGAUAUGACCAUGAAUCCUGGUGCCUCCAUGUCUCCUUUCACUGCACUGCCCUUUCCCCCACACACUCCCAGACGCCCACCCCGAGAACACAGGGAGCAGCACCCACUGCCCCUCAUGACUUCAUCAUAUCCUCCAGGGACCCCUCUGGGGCUCUUUGCUUUCCCCAGGACACUCCUGGCACCAAGCAUUGGGGAUUCUGGCCCCAGUGGGACUAGGGCUGGAAAGGUCAUUGUUCAAGUGAGGACAGAAGGGAGUUCAGCAGAGCUCCCUGGAAUUCAGACCUUUGUCAUGGCACAGACCCCACUUAAUUGGAGUGCUCCAGGGGCUCCCAGUGGGGCAGUUGAGCAUGCCCCACCCCCUUUCAGGGAAGCCUCUGCUGUGAUCCCUGCUACUUCUGUUGUGGGUACUCUGGCUUGCAGGAGAGGCUGCUCCCCAGCUCUUUCUCUUCAAGCUCCACCACCAGUUGCCCAGCUGGCCUCCAUUUUCCCCCAAGUGAAGGCUUGGUCAGGCCAACAUGCUUCUUCUGGGGAGGGAAGCCGGGCCGCCACACAAUCCAGGCCUUCGCUGGAUGACUCCUCCUGUAAUCCCCAGGGUGUUUACCAGAACUACCAACGUUGGCAAUGCUUCAAGUCUCUGGCCGGGAGGCACCAUCCCCAAAGCCCUGAUACAGAAGCUCUUUCCUGCUUUCUCAUCCCAGUCCUCCGAUCCCUGGCUAGGCUGAAGCCCACCAUGACCCUGGAGGAGGGACUCUGGCGGUCUGUACAGGAAUGGCAGCGCAAAAGCAAUUUUGACCAGAUGAUCUUCUAUGAGAUGGCAGAAAAGUGAUUCAUGGAGUUUGAGGCAGAGGAGGAUUUAGAGAUUCAGAUGUUGCAGCAGAGGAAUGCAUCUGUCUGCCUGCCUCCUCCAGCUCCACGCAAUCUUGAUCCUCACGGGCCUUCAUCCACUGUGGUUGGCCAGCGUCCAGUGUUCAUUCCAAAGAUGGGAGGUUGCAUGGCACAGCCCCCUAAGCAACAUCAUCACAGACCCGAGCACCCUUGGGAGCCCAAGCGGUCCCAUGAAAUCCCUCCUGAAGCCAUCAAAGAGUAUGUUGAGAUCAUGGAAGAUGUCCUUGGAACUGCCCAUUCAGCCACUGUGGAGCCAAAUGGGAAAUGUGAAGAAAAAGAAACUGAGGAACAACAGGAAGAGAAUGAGCUGUACCCAGACCUGGGACUCCUGAGCUACACUGACAAGCUGUGUACACAGGAAGGAUUUAUCACCAAGGUGGAAGCAGUUAUUCACCCUCAGUUCCUGGAAAUGUUACUAUCACCAGAAUCACAGGUGGAUACCAUGUCCUUAAGGCAGGAGCUGGAGGAAGAGGAAGGACUCACUCUCACUCAGAAACCUCUCCUAUUACUGAAACACCUGGGAAAGGAGAAGGGUCCAGUGAAGAAGAAGAGGAAGAGGAGGAACUCCCCAGCCUUGAGUUCCUCUUGGCAUCUCAAGAAAGCGUACUGCCCUGGAGUCUUUCCAAGAGUCCUCUGCCUGUCUCCAGCAUUCUGCACCAUGGAGUUCGGGGUACCUGGGGAGCAUCCCAGCCCCAAUCUGCGGAGACGAAAGAUGCUGGACAACAGAUCUAAAAUGAUCCUGAGCACACCCAGGGAUUUUCCUGUGUGGUUUAUUUGA
Loxodonta africana (African savanna elephant) is the source of this 1698-nucleotide messenger RNA. RefSeq names its product NUT family member 2G-like. NCBI's taxonomy places the organism in Eukaryota, Metazoa, Chordata, Mammalia, Proboscidea, Elephantidae. The transcript is spliced from 8 exons. The record is from RefSeq and is a predicted model, not a curated record.